Messenger RNA from Ambispora gerdemannii, 901 nucleotides. The record is from the annotation of a GenBank genome assembly. NCBI's taxonomy places the organism in Eukaryota, Fungi, Glomeromycota, Glomeromycetes, Archaeosporales, Ambisporaceae.
AUUUCUAAGUGUGUACUUUACCGUGACACUUUUCGUGUUAUACCAAUUUACCGUGGAUGGAAUUCCAGUCGCGUCACCCGAUUCUUUAACGUUUUCUAAACGCGAUAGUUUAAUUCUCAUCGCUGUUGACUUACCGAAAAUUCCAUCAUUUGAACUAGAUAUCGAUGUCGACGAAAUAAAAGAUAAAGCAUUUGAUAUAAUCGAAACCAUACCCAGCUACGAUGAAAUAGAAGACAAAGCAUUCGAUAUAGUCGAAACCACACCCAGCUACGAUGAAAUAAAAGACAAAGCAUCUGAUAUGAUCGAAACCCUACCCAGCUACGACGAAAUAAAAGAAAAGGUAUCCGAUGCAUCAAACAAACUCAAGCAAAAAGUUAACGAAGCAAAAGAAAAUCUCCCUUCAUCGAGUAAAAUCAAAGAAAAAUUAUCCGAAGCCUACAACUUUGCAACCGAGCAUGCCGUGAUUUCUGCUGCAGGAAUCGCGGUUACUAUUACAGCAACCGCAAAAUUCACGUUUUUCUAUAUACUCUCUAAUAUAGGAUUUACCUCGAAUGGAAUAGCGGCUAGUAGUUGCGCAAGUGCUUGGAUGAGCAGUUAUCUUGGAUAUGUGCCUUUAGGAAGCAAUUUCUCUGCAUUACAAAGCAUUGGAGCCACAGCCUCGUUGGGACCUAUCAGUGGGUUUGCUUUUGGUGAAUCUACAUCGAUAACUUCAGCAAUGGGUAAUUCAAUAGAAAACACUAAUCAUGUAGUCCUAACAAUUACUGAAACUAAUAUCUUCAAAAAACAAGAGAUGACUGACGACAAAUACUCUCGCCGUCGGCAUAAACAUCACAAGAAUUCAACUAGUUCCAGCCAACGCGCUUCCGCUUCUAAAGAACAAGAAUAUUAUGAUUAUUCUUGA